This is a messenger RNA of Mastomys coucha (southern multimammate mouse), 3349 nucleotides long. It is a transcript of the gene Micall2, whose product is annotated as MICAL like 2. Gene Ontology annotation, molecular function: protein binding. The transcript is spliced from 18 exons. The record is from RefSeq and is a predicted model, not a curated record. NCBI's taxonomy places the organism in Eukaryota, Metazoa, Chordata, Mammalia, Rodentia, Muridae. Bases 185 to 3205 code for a protein of 1006 amino acids.
GCGGGCCUCAAGGGGGCGGGGCAGGCGGCCUCGCAGGCGGCUUCAGUGUGUGGGGCGCCGGUCUCCCGGCGCUCUCUUCUUCCAGCCCGGCUGGUGGUCGGCGGGUCCGGGCCUCCUCCGCGUCUCGGGCCCAAGCGGGGCCUGUGGCCAGCUCCUCGAGCCUCCAGCCCGUCCUGCCGUCCAUAUGGCCGCCAUCAAGGCCCUGCAAGAAUGGUGCCGGCAGCAGUGCGAAGGUUACCGGGACGUGAGCAUCACCAACAUGACCACCUCGUUCCGGGACGGCCUGGCCUUCUGCGCUAUCUUGCACCGACACCGGCCUGACCUUAUAAACUUCAGUGCCCUCCGGAAGGAAAACAUUUACGAGAACAACAAGCUGGCCUUUCAGGUGGCUGAGGAACAGCUGGGCAUCCCAGCCCUGCUAGACGCUGAGGACAUGGUGGCCUUGAAAGUUCCAGACCGGCUGAGCAUCCUCACCUAUGUGUCACAGUACUACAACUACUUCCACGGGCGGUCCCCAAUUGGGGGCAUGGCUGGCAUAAAGAGACCCUCAUCAGAUUCAACUGAAGAACUUUCUGGAAAGAGGAAGGACCUGUCCCAGUCUGCCAAGUUGCCCUCGCCUGCUCCAACCCAGAGGUCACCACUGUCCCCAGCUAGGACAAACCCCGUGGUUCAGAGGAACGAAGGUGGCUCAGAGAGACCAUCCCCAAAGGCUGCUCUGGGGACCACGGGCAGCUCCAUCAGCUCCAUCUGUGGGGUCUGCGGCAAACAUGUUCACCUUGUGCAGCGGCACCUGGCUGACGGGCGCCUCUACCACCGAAGCUGCUUCAGGUGUAAACAGUGUUCCAGCACGCUGCACUCAGGAGCCUAUCGUGCCACGGGAGAGCCCGGUGUCUUCCUCUGUACCCACCACAGCUCAGAAUUCACCUCUAUGAGCCCUAAGUUGUCAAACCUGGCCUCCAGGAAGCCAGGGGGCGCCGCUGCAGACACCAGGCCAGUCGGCAUCUCACAGAGGGUUUGGGAGACAAAUGGAGAGGUGACACCACUGAGAGCCAGGACAGCAGCCUGGGAACACGCUGGAGGAAACACGACUGCCAAAGGUUUUGUCCAGACGGAACUUAAGCCGCCAGCUACCUCCCGUGUCCACGUGGGGAGCCCUGCAGGGCCCAGGCUACCCACGAGUGCAGUGGCUACUACUUCUGUGAAUAGCAAAGCUAUCACCCACGUGACUAACAACUCCCCAACAGGAUGGUUAUCGCCUGCCCAAAGCGGCACAGCGAGCUUCAACUGUCGUCCAGUUGUAUCCCCAAGGGCUCAGGACACGCACCUAGCUGGGCCCCAAAGCCAGGCAGCCUCAAAAGGUGUUAAGACUCAGUUCACCUUGAGCACAGAUUCUCCGAGCACAGCAGCCACCCCGGCCUGGACCUCCUCAGCCUCUAGGACCCAGCAGGCUCGAGAGAAAUUUUUCCAGAACCUUUCCCCGGCCCAGGCCCCAGCCCCAGCCCCAGCCCCAGCCCCAGCCAGCAGGGUCUCCACUGUGGUGACUGCCUCUACCAACAGAGUGUCCACUGUGGUGACUGCCCCCACCAGCAAAGUGUCCACUGUGGUGACUGCCCCCACCAGCAGAGUCUCCACUGUGGUGACUACCCCCACCAGCAAAGUGUCCACUGUGAUGACUGCCCCCACCAGCAGAGUGUCCACUGUGGUGAAUUCCACUAAUAGCAGGGUCACAACGGUGGUGAAUGCUCCCAUCAGCAAGGCCCCCACUGUAGUGAGUGCCACAGAUGGCAGGGUGCCCACUGUGGCGAAUGCCCCCACUGGUAGGGUCCCUGCUGUGGUGAACACCGCUGCCAGCAAAGUCUCUGCUGUUGUGGAUGCCCCUGCCCAGGAGAGCAGCCGGGAGCAAGCACUGAGUGUCCUUAGGAAGGCCCUGCCGGGACUGAUAGGUGCUGGUACCCAGGCUCCAAGCAGGUCCUUCCCAGCCACUUCCUCUGUCCUGAUCACCCUUCCCAAGAAUGAAGUGCCACAAAAAGUUCCCUCAGCUAAGCCAUCGGGCUUAACCACCCAGACCUCUAGUUCCACUAUAAAGAUAGAGUCCGCAGCUCCACUGAAUGUGGGCAAUAACAAUGUAUUACUCCAGGUUGGCCAAAAGAGCCUGGGCAUCUCUCCAGGGGUUGGUAAGACCAGCGCUGGCUCCAGGCCACAAGCAGAGGUGGCAGGAGUAAAGGGUCCAGGUCCCACCUCUCAGGAAGGCCAAGAGGAGGGGCCAGAAGGAUGGAGGGCCCGGCUGAAGCCUGUGGAUAAGAAAAACCCUGCUGGGAGGUCUCUGGAGCAGAAAGAGCCAGUCCGGGCAGAGCCGAGGGCAGGGGACACUCCCGGGAAAGCCUUCAGUAGCUCUGACUCCAGCAUCCAUAUCAACUUGACUUCCAUUCAGAACAAGAGGAGACCAUGCUCGGCCAGCCUUGCAGCCCCCUCUCCCUCUCCAUCACACCGCAAGAAACUAGCUGUCCCUCCCAGCCUUGAUGUUUCUGCUGAUUGGCUCCAGCCAGAGACCAAGAAGCAGGAAGAUGAGACCAGGAGCUGUAAGGAGGAGAAGACACCCACCUGGGGGACAAGAGAGAAGUCUGCAAUCCUGGACAGUGGCCUUGCUCUGCCUGGUGAGGCUGAAACCUCCCCAGUCAGGCUCCACCCCAACUAUGUCCCUCAGGAGGAGCUGCAGAGACAGCUGCUGGACAUUGAGAGCCAACUGGACGCUCUGGAGCUCAGGGGUGUUGAGUUGGAGAAGCGGCUGCGGGCAGCUGAGGGAGAUGCUUCGGAGGAUGGCCUCAUGGUGGACUGGUUCCGGCUUAUUCAUGAGAAGCAGCUGCUGCUGAGGCUUGAAUCGGAACUUAUGUACAAGUCCAAGGACCAGCGCUUGGAGGAACAGCAGUUGGACCUCCAGGGUGAGCUGCGCAGGCUGAUGGACAAGCCAGAGGCUCUGAAGUCCCCACAAGACCGCCAGCGGGAGCAGGAGCUGCUGAGCCAAUAUGUGAACACCGUAAAUGACCGGAGUGACAUUGUUGACUUCCUGGAUGAGGAUCGGCUCCGGGAACAGGAGGAGGACCAAAUGCUGGAGAGUAUGAUCCAGAACCUGGGCCUCCAGAGAAAGAAGUCCAAGUCCUUCUUGUCCAAGAUCUGGUCCUCAAAGAGCAAAAGUGGACAGGCAUGAGCUGCACAUGACUGGCGCUGGGCCCUGGCCCUUUUCAGGAAGAGACUGGUGCUGCGGCCCCAGAAGGGAUGCUUGGGGGUACCAGGGCCCAUGCCUCCCACUCUGGGUCCUUGUAACCUCAAUAAAGACACUGACUCUCCCUCA